ACAAAGGUGAUCAUUACAUUUUACAUGAAGUACUGUGACCGCUGAACUUUUUAAAAUUAUUCUUUCCUAAGAAAUAUGGAAACUUCAAGAACUUCUGUUUCCUGUUGCAUGUACAAUGCUAUAAAUAAAAUAUUUGUAAUUAUUAUCACAGUAAUAGUAAUUUUGGUACCAAUUCCUGUUUUAUGUUUUUUCUACAUCCUACGUCAAACCGUGGCGCUUCUUGGGAAAUUUAUACUUGGUCUGAAAAUAGUUCCAUUAUUCGACACCUGUCUGGCUGGGGAAAAUGUUUAUGGUAAGGAAGCCCUCACAACGUCGGUGACCUUUGUAGCAGACGUUCCAUCUAUACAAAGGGAACGAGUAAUGCAGAAGGUGCAAGAAAAUCUGCUAGAAAAACGAGACCGUGGAGGGAAUCUGCAAUUUCCUGAAUUAAAAUGUGCCCUUCGUCCGUUUCUGGGUUACUUAUUUUGGAAGCCUGUAAAAAAGUUUAAACUUGAGGAUCAUGUGAUUAACUAUGAAGACACCGAACUUCCAAUCCCAGACUGGUCUGACCCAAACGCCCUAAGGAAAAUAGCAAGUCAGGUAUUGAGAUAUCGCGGCUGGAGAAAAGACGCACCAUUGUGGGAAAUUAUACUUUUAAGUAAUGUUCCCAAAUCACAUUUGCCUAAAAAUUCUCGCAACGGUUCACUCUUCGUUUGGCGAUACCACCACGUCCUACUGGAUGGUUAUGGCACAUUUAAGGUGUUGAUGCAAUUAUUUGACAAAUACGACAAAGUCAAGGACUCAGUUGUACCAUCAACGUUGUCAAUAUUCGAUGAGAAAUUGACAUGGAGGAAGCUUCAAUCAAUUUGCACUGCGCCAUUCAAACUUGCAGAGAUUUGUCUCCCACUGGUUCUGUGCCCUUUGAAAAUUCCGCCAAUUUUUAAUGGCAAUGGGAACAAAAUACUUUCCAGCGCAACAAUAAAAUUCCCCUUAGCUGACCUCAAAGCUAUCAGAAUGAAGCACAAUGUCGACCUAACAUCAAUUUUAGUUGCCAUCAUUUCUGGUGGGGUUCGACGAUUCCUACUCAAAAAUAAUCAAAACCUUCCCAACAAAUUGGGAAUAAUGUGUCCCAUGCCGAUGCCAAAUCAUCCAGAUAAAUUAACAAAUCACGUAAGUGGAGGAAUUUUUCCUAUACCGUUGCGGGAACCAAAUAAUAUCAGCCUACUGCGGGAGAUUUCGUUGGCCUGUUCUACUUUCAGAGAUAAAAGUAUCGUUCCACUGGGUCAUUUUAUUGGAAAACUUGCGGGGCUGUUCCCACAGUUUGUGAUUUUGACACAUCGAAAUCUCUUUUCACUACCUCCCCUCUUUUUAGCGAAUUUGGUCGGCCCAGUAGAAAAAUUGUGGUUAGAUGAUAUACCAAUCAUGGAUAUUAAGAUGGGCGCAAAUAUCCCAAAAGAUGGGGCUCGAGUCGUUGUUGUGCAGGUUUUUGCUUCGCAUUUCUUACGUAUGAAGGAGAAGCUAAUUUAUCAGUUUCUGCAUUCAAUGAGUAUUUGGAGUCAAAUCAACAGGCCGAUGAUCUUUUGGAAUAUUGCUGGGAAGAAAUGAAAGAGUUGGAGUCUUGAUCAAAUUAUUUGCAUAUGUGCUACAUGUUGAGGACUAACGUGAAAUCAACUAUCUAUAAUGUUGUCAUGUAUCAAGUUUCAUAAUUAAUUUGUGACAAUAGUACAUUGCUUAUUUUAAGUGGGAGUUCUAUAAAAAUAAUAAUAAAAUGUUUUUAAUUGUUCUGAAA
Molecule: messenger RNA, 1768 nt
Organism: Folsomia candida
Lineage: Eukaryota; Metazoa; Arthropoda; Collembola; Entomobryomorpha; Isotomidae
Exons: 5
Coding region: 76-1584 (502 amino acids)
Biological process (GO): triglyceride biosynthetic process
Cellular component (GO): plasma membrane
Molecular function (GO): diacylglycerol O-acyltransferase activity; long-chain-alcohol O-fatty-acyltransferase activity
Source: RefSeq, a predicted model, not a curated record